Messenger RNA from Zootoca vivipara (common lizard), 3486 nucleotides. RefSeq names its product solute carrier family 5 member 12 (gene SLC5A12). The record is from RefSeq and is a predicted model, not a curated record. Gene Ontology annotation, molecular function: symporter activity; lactate transmembrane transporter activity. Gene Ontology annotation, biological process: sodium ion transport; transmembrane transport. Gene Ontology annotation, cellular component: membrane; extracellular exosome. NCBI's taxonomy places the organism in Eukaryota, Metazoa, Chordata, Lepidosauria, Squamata, Lacertidae.
AACACUUCUUUGACGAGACAGGCAAUAAUUACAUGGAAAGUAGCAGUUAGUCCCUUUAAUCCUGUCUGUACACUAAAUCCCUGCGACUCUCGAGUGAACCAAAUCUGAAGUUUCUGCUGCAGCCUGGAUUGUACUCUUGAAUUUAAGAAUAUAAAACCAUCAAAUUAUGGAGAUUGUAUUUCUCUUCUCGUUUGGAGGCUCAGUCUCUAAAUGAACAAAGGGACAAAUCAAUUUGACUAGAGCUCCACGCAUUAGCACCAUGGCUACCUUCAUCCCCCCGAAGGUCAACAAUUUUGUCGCCUGGGAUUAUGUGGUCUUUGCAGCACUCUUUCUGGUUUCUUCUGGCAUAGGAGUCUUUUUUGCAAUCACAGAGAGGAAGAAAGCCACUUCCAAUGACUUCUUAGUCGGUGGCAGGCAGAUGACUUGUGGACCAGUCGCUCUGUCACUCACUGCUAGUUUCAUGUCAGCAGUGACUGUGCUGGGAACGCCAGCCGAGGUGUAUCGGCAUGGAGCUUCCUUCAUUCUCUUCUUCCUCGCAUAUAUGUUUGUCAUCAUUUGCACUUCAGAACUUUUCCUACCUGUGUUCUACAGAUCCGGCAUCACAAGCACUUAUGAGUACUUGGAGUUAAGGUUUAACAAGCCCGUUCGCAUGGCUGCAACCAUGAUUUAUAUAUUGCAAACGAUUCUUUACACUGGAGUGGUCGUCUAUGCUCCAGCCCUGGCUCUCAAUCAAGUGACUGGAUUUAAUCUUUGGGGCUCAGUAUUUGCAACAGGAAUUGUUUGCACCUUCUACUGUACCCUGGGCGGAUUAAAAGCAGUUGUCUGGACAGAUGCCUUUCAACUGAUCGUUAUGGUGAUUGGGUUCGUAACAGUAUUGGUUCAAGGAACUAUUAAGAAUGGGGGCCUUACAAACAUUUGGGAAGAUGCCAAGAAUGGCUCACGCCUCACUAUAUUUGACUUUGAUGUCGAUCCCCUGAGAAGACAUACCUUUUGGACAAUUGCCAUAGGAGGGACAUUUACCUGGUUAGGAAUCUAUGGAGUCAAUCAGUCCACAAUGCAAAGAUGCAUUUCCUGCAAAACCGAAAAGCAUGCCAAGGCUGCACUGUAUCUAAAUUUACUGGGGCUGUGGGUCAUCCUGACAUGUGCAGUCCUUUCAGGAUUGGUGAUGUAUUCCCAUUUCCAGACCUGUGAUCCUUGGACGGCUGGUUUUAUUUCAGCACCUGAUCAGCUAAUGCCGUAUUUUGUUAUGAUCAUCUUUUCCACAACCCCUGGACUACCAGGAUUAUUUGUUGCAUGUGCCUUCAGUGGAACAUUAAGCACUGUGGCUGCAAGUAUAAAUGCUCUGGCAACGGUCACAUUUGAAGAUUUUGUCAAGCACUGCUUACCAAACCUAUCUGAACGUGCGAGCACUUGGGUCAGCAAAGGCUUAUGCAUAGUAUUUGGAGUGCUAUGUACUUCCAUGGCUGUAGCAGCAUCGUUCAUGGGUCCUGUUGUGCAGGCUUCACUUAGCAUUCAUGGGAUGUGCGGGGGACCUAUGCUGGGAUUAUUUACACUAGGGAUCAUUUUCCCCUGUACCAACUGGAAAGGUGCUUUGGGAGGUCUCCUUACUGGAAUCACCUUGGCAUUUUGGGUUGGCUUUGGAGCUUUUGUGUACCCUGCUCCAGCUGCAAAGGCCCUUCCAUUAUACCUUUCCACAGCUGAGUGCAUUGUCAAUAAUACAGAGACUGUACCCACUAUGUUUCCUACUUCAUCUCCCAUCAGGCCACACCUGGCAGACACGUGGUAUUCUCUCUCCUAUCUUUACUACAGUGCUGUUGGGUGUCUUGGAUGUAUAGCUGCGGGGCUUCUGAUCAGUUCGGUUACAGGUCCAAAUAAAGGAGAAGAUAUCAAGCCACUCUUAAUUCGCCCUGUCUGCAACCUGUUUUGCUUCUGGUCUCAUAAAUGUAAACACUUGUGCUGGUGUGGCGUGGACCACGAUGACAGCAAAGCACUCCACGAGGGAUCAGAAGACGAUCUGCAUAAAGGUCUUGGAAAGAAGGCAGAAGCAAAGGAUGCCCUUGCGAAUGGAUUCAAUAAAGAAAUGCUGAGUCACUUACCUGGUUACAACCCAAGUGAAAAAUCCUACACUAAUACAAGCAUAGAGACGGAAUCUUACUUUUAGGAUGUACAGGAAAAAGAUCAUCCUGCUAACCAUAGGAAUGGCAUGGAAUUGUCCAAACUUUAGGAAAACAAAUCAGUGGCACUACAAGUAGCCGAGGAGGCAUUUAAUUAUUAUUUAGUAGAGGGUUAGAAGCUGCAUUUAUUUUUAUUUUCAGAAGUCAUUUUAUAACACGGAAAUUCUUUCUAAGACUCAGUGGUGGUGAAUGUGGCGAGAGAAAAGAUGGAAAGACAUAUAUGUGUGUGUUUUUCAGGAAGAAUGGAACGUGCAGUUAACGCUCUAAAAAGUUUUUAUUUUUAUUUUAAUUCCCUUGUAUUUUUCGCCAGUGCAACUUGGGUAUUCAUCUUCCAUUGGUCCUAACAUGGAAUUCUAAAAUAUGAACUAUGUUACAGAUGCAUACUUCCUGUCCAAACAGCAGUGUCAUUGUAGAGUUUUUCCUCUGGAGUACCAUAGGUUGCCUAAUAAAGUACUUGAAGAAUUUGGUGUGAUUUAAAAUUCAUUAUGGAUUUUCCCAUUGUGGCUGAUCAGAGAAGCUGUGAAAAGAUCUUCAACGACUGACCUCUUUGGCAACAUUGUUUGUUUUAGGGGGAAAGGGGUGGCCUGAUUAUUCUAUGUACCCAUUUGUGUGAAUGCUCAGUAAUGCUGUGACAGGUUUUACUGAGAAUACUAAAAGCAGUGGCAAAGCUCUGCAGGGAAAUUUUGAAAUGUCCCCUUUCACACUGAUUUGCCCUGCCAUACAUGAAACAAUGGUUCUAUAUUUCUGGCCCAUUGUUAGGCCCCAGACUGGCAGGUCUCUGAUGCGGAGAGGGAGGAACCAACAGGAUUAGGAAGGGCAGCAGUGCAUACUAGGUCUGUGCCCAGAUCCAGACCCCAACACUACCUGUGCAAAGAAGCCCUGAGCCUUCAUUGGCCAGGAGCAAAUUGCACAACUGGUGCUGAAGUGGGACCUCCCAGAGGCAGCACCUUCAAGGUAGAUGCUUCUUCAUACAGGGGCCUCACAUAUCUCUGUACCUCUGCGGCUUUGCAGAUGUUUUGGCCUACAACUCCCAUGAUCCUUAGCUAACAGGACCAGUGGAAGAUGGCAAUUGUAGUCCAAGACAUCUGGAGAGCCGAAGUUUGGGGAUGCCUGUUGUGGAGCCAAAUUUUCUGCCUGGAACUGUCCAAGGUCCUGCAACUCCAACCUGACUUGACUUGCCACCAGUUGACAGACUAAGACAGGGGUCAGCAAACGUUUCAGCAGGGGGGCGGUCCACUGUCCCUCAGACCUUGUGGGGACCGGACUAUAUUUUGGGCAAAAAAUGAACGAAUUCAUAUGCUCCACAAAUAAC